UGUAACCCUCUUUAUUGCCACACGAUUCAAAAUGUCUGGAUUCGCCAAGCGGUACAGUUUCAGGAGCGGGAAGGUUCACGACGAGUCCUGUAAGUUCUACAACGGCGCCCCGCUCGCCAUCGCGGCGUGCUGCGUUCUCUUCUGUCUCGGGAUCGGGCUGAUCAUCGGAUUUGAGACAGGCAGAGGUGGAGGACAGGUCAGACCGUGGCAACAGGUCCGACUUCCGGAGUCGCUAUUACCCAUUCACUAUGACGUAGAGCUGCGUGUUGACGUGACGGCGUUCACCGUGGUGGGACAGGUGAACGUCACGCUCAGGUGUGCCACGCCCACCAGGUACGUCAUCCUACACGCCGCUGAGCUGGACAUCGUGGACGGGGACGCCGCGCCAGGUAUUCGGGGCGAAGGUGAUGUCGUCACCACCACGAGAAUUACCUCCUGGUUUCUCUAUGAAGAAAACCAGUUCCUUGUUCUGGAGCUAGAUUCGGAACUGACAAAGGGCGCCGUCUAUACCGUCAGCCUCAACUUCAGAGGGACGCUGAGAGACGGACUGGUCGGGUUCUACCGGUCUUCGUAUGUCAACAAGGACGGACAAACAAGAUAUCUGGCCACGACUCAGAUGCAGCCGAUGGGAGCCCGGCUGGCGUUCCCGUGUUUUGACGAGCCCGCCUUCAAGGCCACGUUCACGGUGACCCUGGUACACCGGGCCGGGUACACGGCCCUCGCCAACAUGCCGCUGGAAAACAACACCAGAGUGUGGGCCCGCCCGGACUACAUAUCUGCGGGGAUGGGGGACUACGCCCUGGACGUCGCUGACAGGAUCCUUGCUUACUAUGAGGAGUACUUUGACGUCCCUUUUCCUCUUCCAAAGAUCGAUCACAUCUUUAUCCCGGACGUUAUCUUCGGAGCCAUGGAGAACUGGGGCCUGGUCACAUAUGCCGAGCAUCUGUUUCUGUAUGACCCAAGUAGGCCGUCUGCAUCAGGGAAGAGAGAAACUGCACGGAUAGUAGCGCAUGAGCUGGCUCACAUGUGGUUUGGUAACUUGGUGACCAUGGAAUGGUGGGACGGCACGUGGUUGAACGAAGGCUUUGCCAGCUAUGUGGAGUUCCUUGGGUACGGCUACGUGGCACCGGACAUUGACGUGGCCUACUUGGAAAGGAAUGCCUACAGCAACGCGGUUCAGGACGAGCUGUGGGAAGAGUUAACUCUGGCCGCCAGAGCGGACGGACAGACUGACCUGGACGUGAAGACUGUGAUGGACACCUGGACACUACAGAUGGGAUAUCCUGUGGUCAGCCUGACCAGAGACUACGGCCGUGGCACGACUCAGGCCACUCAGCAAUACUUUCUACUGGACCCGACGGCCACUGCCAGUGCACCGUCUGACUUUGGCUAUAGAUGGCACAUACCACUCACGUUCACCACCAGAGGGAAUUCAUUUGAUCAGCCGGAGCAGGUCUGGAUGCGGCCGGAUCAAGGUACCAGUUCAGUCAGCUUGCAAGGUGCCGGCAGCGAUGACUGGGUACUGGCCAACAUCCACCGUGUCGGAUACUACAGAGUCAACUACGACCAGACCAACUGGCAACUGCUUAUCGACCAUCUCAACAGCGACCUCUAUGAAGACAUUCCACCAGACAACAGAGGAACACUAAUUGACGAUGCGUACAAUCUUGGGCGUGCUGGACAACUGGACCUGUCCACGGCCCUGGACCUGACGAGGUACUUGGUGCGAGAGCGACACUCCGUUCCGUGGAGCAUGGCCAAGGCAGCCAUGGACUAUGUGGUAACUGUCUUUGGCUCCGUCAGAGACAUAUACGACAACUGGCAGGCCCACAUGGUACAACUGAUUAGUCCAUUCUACAACGAGGUUGGAUGGACCCCUCAACAGAGCGAUUAUAACACCGAGGCUGGGCAAGUCCUGGCUAUAUCAACCGCAUGUACUUACGGGCAGACGGGCUGUGUAAACAACGCUACAGCGCUGUUCCGGCAGUGGAUGAACACAAACAACAACAGCCAUAUUCUGGAGACCUUCAAGUCCACGGUGUACUGCACUGCCAUAGGGUAUGGGGGCAGUCGGGAGUGGGACUUCGCCUGGCAGCGGUACCUGGAAGCCGAGCCGUCGGAGCAGAGCCUUCUCCUGUCCGCCAUGGCCUGUAGCCGUGAUACGGUCAUCCUCAGCAGAUAUCUUGAGAGAAGCAAAGAUGCCGCUCUCGUCCGCAGGCAGUCAGCUCCUGACGUCAUCAGCUACGUAGGACGGAGUGACGUAGGCAAGUCUCUGGCCUGGAACUUCCUGGUCGACAACUGGGACUUCUACGUGGAGAACUACGAUGAAACUCAGUUUACCAUGGCUGGCAUUGUCUUAUCCGUCACCAAGCAAUUCAGUACUCAAGAAGACCUUGACAAUCUUGAACAGUUUCUGACAGAUCAUCCGAAUCAGGGAACAGCGACUCGAGCCUUUUUUCAAGCAGUGGACUCCACCCGUGCGAAUCUGAGGUUCCGCCAGGACAACGAGAGCAAGAUCCGCGCCUGGCUAGAGAGGCUGGGUUGAGGAAAUUAGUUUAUAGGCCAUAGAUAUAUAGAAAGUAAAUUUUAUGGAUGGCAUCCUCCGCAGACACCAAAUCUUGUUAAAUAAUGAUUCUUUUUUUUAUUUAGCGGCAACAUCACAUACAAAGGAAUAAAAUAUACACAUUUGUCUUCACAUUUGUCUGUCAUCCAAGUUGCAACAUGCAGAUGACAACAGACAUAUUUGCCCAUUUUCGGCAUGUUGACCACUAUCAAAAUCAGGCAAAAAUUAAUGCGCGCUGAAAAUUACUUGCUGUGGCCUUACUUAAGUUCAUAAGGUGUGUAAGACGUUAUGAUGCUUUAUUUUACUACGAAAGGCCAACUAUAUGGCCAUUUCUUUUACAUAAACUUAAAAGUGCGUCACCUUGUAAAAGAUCUCUGGUAUUACUUAGCUUGUUGCCAAUUAUAUCUCCGCUCUCAGCACUGAAUAUAGUCCUAGAUAAUGCCCACUUUGACACAGUGUGAUAAAGCUAUAGCAGAGGGCUGAGGUAAACAUUACUAAACAAACAAUAGGUAACUCUUCAACACCCUGGCUGCGUGGCCGUUGUGGCUUUCUUUUUAUGUAGAAUCUGUGAUGUGUUGAAACAGCACUGACACCAUGCUCAUCAUGUUGCAUCAGUUUGCAGGAAAUAAUGAUUUAAAAGGUUGUAAUACCUGCAACCAAUAUGACGUACAGACUUUGGUGUAUU
Messenger RNA from Branchiostoma belcheri (Belcher's lancelet), 3248 nucleotides. Its product is annotated as aminopeptidase N-like. NCBI's taxonomy places the organism in Eukaryota, Metazoa, Chordata, Leptocardii, Amphioxiformes, Branchiostomatidae. The record is from RefSeq and is a predicted model, not a curated record. Gene Ontology annotation, biological process: proteolysis; peptide catabolic process. The coding region runs from base 32 to 2545 and encodes 837 amino acids. The transcript is spliced from 19 exons. Gene Ontology annotation, molecular function: metalloaminopeptidase activity; zinc ion binding; peptide binding. Gene Ontology annotation, cellular component: cytoplasm.